Molecule: messenger RNA, 441 nt
Organism: Amoebophrya sp. A25
Lineage: Eukaryota; Dinophyceae; Syndiniales; Amoebophryaceae
Source: the annotation of a GenBank genome assembly
AGCUGCAGUCGCACAUCAUACCAGAUGAAGUAGUAUUAAAGCGCGUGUCAUUCGAGAUCAAAUUGUUUAUUCAGGUCGUAGUCGUACUAAAUUCUAUUCGUCUCUUCCAGCACAUGGUCUAAGUAUAUUCAAUCUGGAUCGAAAUUCGUCUAAAUCCACAACAUAUACUACGUUUUGGUAAAAACAAGAGUUUUGAAGAUCUCAUCCAACCUGCACCUAGCCACCUACAAACCAGAAAUGGGCGCUCCAGCAUCAGCAACUUCUGCUUCCUCUGCUGAGGGCUUCAAGCCCUCAUCACGUGGUGUCUUGAUUAUGACCAUCAUGGGGGGUCUCGUAUCCAUGUGGCUUUCUACGAUGUACAACAUCCCUGCCCUCGAAGGAGAGAUGGUGCAGGCAGCUGGCGGCUCCGGCAUAGAUCCCGCAAUGAAAACUUUAAGAUGA